Molecule: messenger RNA, 1615 nt
Organism: Pseudo-nitzschia multistriata
Lineage: Eukaryota; Bacillariophyta; Bacillariophyceae; Bacillariales; Bacillariaceae
Source: the annotation of a GenBank genome assembly
GUGCCAUAGAUGUAGUACGGUACGAGAUACGAGAUACAGCAAGUUCCAAACCAAAAACUGUAUCCUGCUGGGUGUCGGAUUCUCAUAAAACAAAUCUUGCGACUCACGGUUGGAGGCUGUCGCAACAACGUCUCGUCACGUCACGUCACAUCACCUUCUGCUCUUGUCCAGUCUGCAAACAAAGGAACCGAACGAUCGCCGUCACGGAAAGGAAACGCUCGCGUAUCUUACCGUACUUCUUGCAACCAUCACACACGACACUCCCUACUCGAUCCGCAAACGGAAGAGGACAAGGACCAACGGGCAGCAAUCCCAUCUCGAAGAGCAUACCCCAAGAGACCGCAACUCAGGUGAAUCGGUCCAACGCGACUCGAAUCGGCUCGAAUCAACCCAACCCAACCCGACCCGACACCGGUUCGAUGACCAUCUCUGCACGGCUGCUGUCUUUCGUUUUGGCCGCCCUCGCGGCCCCACAAGGAUCUUUGGCCUUUUCCCCGCAACGGCCGAUGCACGUCUUUGCCGAGGCAUCGGGCCGCCCCCUCCCGAACGAAAGCCUCGCUCCGAAGGCGCUCCCUGCCGACGACGACCCCGGGGCAAGAGUCCUCUCGGCCGAAACGGGGGAAGCCCCCUCCCUUCCAGCGUCCACCCGGGCCCACGCGCUGGAGGUCUUUGGGCGCUUUGCGAGCCGGGAACACGGGGGCCAGAAGUUCGUCGCGGACGACGGGGCCCUCUACCACAUCCUCCGGGGCCUCGACAUCGAGGCCAGCGAGGAGGACGCGGCCAUCGUCUUCCGCUACCUCGACUCGGACGGGGACGGCCGCCUCGAGUUCGAGGACGAGUUUCUCCCCUGGUACCUGGAGGCCGUCGGCGCCGCCACCGGCGUCUCGGCGGGCUUUCGGAGCCUCCUGGUCGGGAGGCGGACCGUCGAGGCCUUUGACGAAACCCCCGUCGACGACGCCGUCCUGGAGCGGGCCGUCCAGUGCGCGAUCGCGGCCCCCAACCGGUCCGGCUCCGAGCCGUGGAGGUUCCGCAAGGUCGGGAGGGAGACCGUCCGGAAGCUGGCGGCCCUCCACAAAGCCAGGGACGGCAGCAGCGAAAGCACCGGCUAUACCGACUGGGAAAGCGUGGCGCCGGGAUGGUGCGUCGUCACGAGGACGGUGUCGGCGGCUUGCGGCGAAAAAGACGGACACGAAACCGAGAGUGGUGGCCUCCGGUCCGAGGCACAGCAGGACUUCAAGUCCGUCUGCUGCUCCAUACAGAACUUUAUGCUCAGCAUGUGGAGCGAGGGCAUCGGGACCAAGUGGACGACGGGCCCUCUGCAAACCACGACCGAGUUCGCAACGAUCUGCGGGAUCGACACGGAACUGGAAGCCGUGGUGGGGAUCAUCUGGUACGGUUACGCGACCGGGGGAACCAGGUACGCCGAUCCGAAGCGACGAAAACUCGGGGUGGGCGACGUUCUCGGAUACCUGCCGUGAAAGGAAGGAAAGGAAAGGAAAGGAAAGGAACCGAAAAGGAACCAAGCCGCAACMAGCGCCACAACGUAACCACAACGUUGCUAUCCACUACGACGAAAACGCAGAGCACCAAUCUCAUAUAAACACAAUGAUAAAUU